Molecule: messenger RNA, 1277 nt
Organism: Oncorhynchus masou masou (cherry salmon)
Lineage: Eukaryota; Metazoa; Chordata; Actinopteri; Salmoniformes; Salmonidae
Product: ubiquitin-conjugating enzyme E2 U-like
Exons: 10
Coding region: 1-957 (318 amino acids)
Biological process (GO): proteasome-mediated ubiquitin-dependent protein catabolic process; protein polyubiquitination; DNA repair
Cellular component (GO): HULC complex
Molecular function (GO): ubiquitin conjugating enzyme activity
Source: RefSeq, a predicted model, not a curated record
AUGCACACCCACGCUCACUUCUUGCUGCGAAACCAAUACCUCAAACUGCAGACAGCGAAUCUAAAAGGCGUGGAGGCCAAGCCAGUAAGUCACAGCCUGCUUGAAUGGGAGGCUAAAGUGGAAGGACUGAAAGACACGUUGUGGGAAGGUGCUGUUUUGCUGCUGACAUUGCAUUUCACUGAGUCUUACAACUCUGUCCCUCCAACCGUCGAAUUCAACGCCAUCCCUUUCCACCCCAAUGUGGACAAGGACACAGGUAGCCCAUGUAUCCCCUGCCUGGACAGCGAGUGGAACCCCAGCAUCUCAAUCAGCAGUAUUCUUCUGAGCAUCCAGACCAUGCUGUCCAACCCAGUGCUGGAGGGAGCGGUGAACCCCGAAGCUGCUGACAUGCUCAGGUCCAGCCCAUCCACCUACCACCGUGUGGUGCUGGAAUGUGUCAGGGCCAGCCAGGAACUGGAGAGGGACAGGAAAGCCGUGCAGUUCAACUCACAAAACAGGCUUGUGAGGAGAAUCCCCUUUGAGGAUUAUCUGAAGACAUGGACAAAGAUGGCCACCACUAAAGCCGGCUCGUGGAUGAGGACGGAAUCCCUGGAGGAUCUCAUCAAGCGCCCUGAGACCUUUGCCAUGUAUUAUGGGACACCAGACAAGGACUCUCCCAUGGGGACACAGUGUGAAACGUUCCGAGCCUUAAUGUAUGGUACCGUGCACCAGCCUAAGAAGACCAAACCAGUGAGUGAGGGGAGACAGGCGAGGAUGGACCAAAUGAGAAAGAUUUACCUCCUCUACAGAACACCAGACAUGCUGACCCCUCAGGUGAAUGUGCAGAGAGACUCCAUGGCCACCAGGGGUCUCUGUCGAGCACAUGACAGACAGCAACAGGACCUCUGGGAGAACGAGGUGGACAAACUGGUGGCCUGGACACACUCACUGUCAUUCGAGGAGUUGGAGGAGGAGUGAUGCCUCCAUGUACAUACACGCCUUGCAAUUAGAUACACGCCUUGCAAUUAGAUACACGCCUUGCAAUUAGAUACACGCCUUGCAAUUAGAUACACGCCUUGCAAUUAGAUACACGCCUUGCAAUUAGAUACACGCCUUGCAAUUAGAUACACGCCUUGCAAUUAGAUACACGCCUUGCAAUUAGAUACACGCCUUGCAAUUAGAUACACGCCUUGCAAUUAGAUACACGCCUUGCAAUUAGAUACACGCCUUGCAAUUAGAUACACGCCUUGCAAUUAGAUACACUUGACCAAUAAAAUGGGAAAACUUCUUGUACUUUA